GAAAUCGAACCCUCGAAAAGAGGGGGUACACUACUUCAGUCAACUUUGCUAGGCACGGCUCAUUUGUUUAUGAAGAGUUUUCAGUAAAACCUGUUUGCUUUUAAAAGACGGAAGGAAUCGGUCAUCUUCUUACCUCGAUUUUGCAUCAGCCCUCCAAAAGCUGCACUGGUCGCGGAAGGAUUGUUAAAAUCUGGAUUGUUUGGAGAAGGUUCUGAUGAAAUGGUGGUGUCUUCUGUUUAAUAAGUUUUAGCUUUUCUUUCGUAUUGAUUACCAGUUCAAUAGGGAGUCCAUGGAUGGCCAUUCAACCGCGGUCUUCCUGCCUGUUUACAAGUCCUUCAAGUUCAAAAGUUCCGAAGCCACGAAGGGAUUGAAGGUGGAGAAAAGUACUAGUUCGAACGAUGAUAAUCUGUUCAUUUCCGAUUUGCUUAGUCAAGACAGUGAGGCGGUUCUAAAACCACAUCCAGAUGACAGUCAGAAUAUGCACGCUACAAGGGACGCCGUGACAGCAAAUGAUUGCGCGGCUUGGACGAAUUCUACUAGAACGGCUGCUGUGGACUAUGACUUGCCAGAGUUGGUUGCAUUCCUUCAAGGGAGCAGCAACUACCAGUUCUUUAAGGACAUUGGCAUUGACAAGGAAGUUCGAUGCGAGGACAAGUGUUUCGUACAGCACUGUGAAUCCUAUCAUAGUAGCUUUUCUUGCAUACUUGAUCCUGAUCUGUACAGCGAGGGCGAGUCAAUUAGAGAAUCUCUGGACUCGGAGUCAACCACUUCAACCGAUGAGAAUGACGGCAAAAAGGAUGAUCUUUCAAAUGAUCAUUCAAUCAAGAAGAUCAUAUCCAAAAAAGUGAUUUUGGUUAGACAGGGUACAAGUAACGCGGCCUUGGCCGCAAACUCAAUGGGACGAUCUAUAACUAAGGCAAUUGGCGACAACAGCCGGACGAGCAAUGCCUCUUUAAAAGGUGACCUAGAAAAUACAAGCGGAGCAAAGUUUCUUGCCCCAGAAACGGAAAACUUGUUGAGGCAUGAUUCGUUGAAAGAUAGGAUGUCAGAUAGCCUAGCAGAAUCGUGUCAACGACACCUGCAUUGCCGCGGAGAAUCCAGUUCCUCAGCAUCCGAACUUCCUUCGGGCUCAUUUUCGUACUUGGGAGGAAUACCGGGUUUUGGCAGCAUCUCUCAUCGGUCGAGCAGCAGCACAACUAGCUCCGAGUCUUUCGCUUUUCCCAUAUUAUCCUCGGAAUGGAAUGGCAGCCCGGCGAGAAUGGGGAGCGCUGACGAGCGACAAUUGCACCAGCACCGGCACUGGGUGAUGCGAUUUCUCUGCUGUAAAUUCUGAACGUGACACACACACAUACAUUUUUGGCUCAAGUGUUUCGUCCGGGAUGUUAAGCCCUUGUGUCUUGCCUUAUAGAUCUUGAUGUAAACAAUAACAUCAUAAUACAAAUCCAUUUAAAAAUAUUUGGA
Molecule: messenger RNA, 1461 nt
Organism: Malus domestica (apple)
Lineage: Eukaryota; Viridiplantae; Streptophyta; Magnoliopsida; Rosales; Rosaceae
Biological process (GO): regulation of asymmetric cell division
Source: RefSeq, a predicted model, not a curated record